This is a messenger RNA of Miscanthus lutarioriparius, 393 nucleotides long. NCBI's taxonomy places the organism in Eukaryota, Viridiplantae, Streptophyta, Magnoliopsida, Poales, Poaceae. The record is from the annotation of a GenBank genome assembly.
AUGGGGCUGAGGGAGCUGGCGGUGUCGGCGACCGGGAGCAGGAGCAGGAGUCCGCGGCUGCGGCGCGACCGGCGAGCAGGCACCCCGGCGGCGGCGGCGGCUGAGCACGGCCAACCUGCGGUGCUGUCGUUGCAGGACCUGUCGCGGAAGCUGGAGACCACCAAGCUGCACGCCUUCACGCUGGACGAGCUCAAGGCCGCCACCAAGAACUUCUUCACCACCAACUUCCUCGGCGAGGGUGGCUUCGGCCCCGUCUACAAGGGCUUCAUCAACGCCCGCCUCCGCCCGGGACUCCAACCGCAGCACGUCGCCGUCAACCUCUACAGCGACGGUGUCCAGGCCUCCAGGGGCACCGCGAGUGGCUGGAGUUCAGCCAAGCUGCAUACUGGAUGA